CGCGCGCGCAAAGAUGGCGACGCCCUAUGUGACGGACGAGACCGGCCGGUACAUCCCGUCCACGCAGCGGCCGGACGGGACCUGGCGGAAGCAGCGCCGGGUCAAGGAGGGCUACGUGCCCCAGGAGGAGGUGCCCGUCUACGAGAACAAAUACGUGAAAUUCUUCCGGAGCAAACCCGAACUCCCACCGGGUUUAAACCCAGAACCAACCCCUUCCCCAAACCCCCGCGGGACCCCCGCCCGGCCCGAAGGCUGCGACCCUUCGGCGGGGUUGUCCAAAGCGGCUCGGAGGAACCUGAAACGCAAGGAAAAAAGGAAACAGCAGCAGGAAAAGGAUCGGGAAAGCGACGGCGACGGACUGAGCGCGGCGCUGGAAAAAAUCGCCUUGGGAGGAGGAGCAGCAGGAGGAGGAGGAGGAGGAGGAGGAGGAGGGGACAGUGGGACCGAGGGGGAAAAGGGAGGGGAGAAAAGCGUGGAAAAUGCCGGGAAUUCCGAGAGGAGCCGGCGCAUCAAGAGCCUGAGGAAGAAGCUGCGGCAGGUGGAGGAGCUGCGGCAGCGCCUGGAGGGCGGCGCGAUCCCGCAGCCCACCAAGGAGCAGCUGGAGAAGCUGGCCCGGAGGAGAGCGCUGGAGGAGGAACUCAGGGGCUUGGAGCUGGACUCGUAA
Messenger RNA from Corvus hawaiiensis (hawaiian crow), 664 nucleotides. RefSeq names its product PYM homolog 1, exon junction complex associated factor (gene PYM1). NCBI's taxonomy places the organism in Eukaryota, Metazoa, Chordata, Aves, Passeriformes, Corvidae. The transcript has 4 exons. Gene Ontology annotation, biological process: exon-exon junction complex disassembly. The coding region runs from base 14 to 664 and encodes 216 amino acids. Gene Ontology annotation, cellular component: exon-exon junction complex; cytoplasm. Gene Ontology annotation, molecular function: RNA binding. The record is from RefSeq and is a predicted model, not a curated record.